Molecule: messenger RNA, 4459 nt
Organism: Branchiostoma floridae (Florida lancelet)
Lineage: Eukaryota; Metazoa; Chordata; Leptocardii; Amphioxiformes; Branchiostomatidae
Product: beta-secretase 1-like
Exons: 10
Coding region: 174-1682 (502 amino acids)
Biological process (GO): membrane protein ectodomain proteolysis; amyloid-beta metabolic process
Cellular component (GO): endosome; membrane; trans-Golgi network
Molecular function (GO): aspartic-type endopeptidase activity
Source: RefSeq, a predicted model, not a curated record
UCAUGCUUUGUAACAUCCGCUGACGUCUCCCGCAGAGAGUAGAAGAAGGAAGUUCGGGUCGACAAACUAAAUGUCAACUUUCUCAUCUCACACUCCCUGUCAUGGCCUUAACAACGCGUUUUAGAUGACGACGAUAGGUUUAUGUAGAUAAGCCUUAGCGGGAAAAGGAAAAGAUGUGUGGGUUUAGGUUUUCGGCGUUGGCGAGCAGUCUGCUGGUACUGCUCUGGACUUCCGUGUGCGUUUCCCCGGCCCGUUUGCUGGGUGAUGACGGAAAAGUUUUGAGAAUCCCGCUGAAGAGGAUAUCCAGAGAAAUCAGGGAAGAUGUGUUAGAGAGAAAUGUCGGGGCCGACCCGAGCACUCAGGAGGACAACUUACGGGGGAAACCAGGACAAGGGUACUACGUACAGAUGGCACUGGGCACCCCUCCUCAACUGUUGAACAUCUUGGUAGACACAGGCAGCAGCAACUUUGCAGUCGGAGCAGCUCCCCACCCCUUCCUGGACAAGUACUUUGAUAGGAGUUUAUCAUCUACCUACACAGAUACGCAGAAGUCUGUCUAUGUGCCAUACACACAAGGCAACUGGAAAGGUUCUCUCGGCACAGACGAGGUCAGCCUCCCCUCCGGACCAAAUGUGACGGUCCGUGCCAACAUUGCCAGUAUCACCAGCUCCAGUAACUUCUUCAUCAACGGCUCUCACUGGGAGGGCAUCCUGGGGCUGGCCUACUCAGAGAUAGCAAGGCCUGACUCCACUGUGGAGCCCUUCUUUGACUCCAUGGUGAAAGAGGGACAUGUUCCAAACAUCUUCUCCAUGCAACUCUGUGGGACAAUAGACCAGGGCAACACCACCGACAUCAGUGUGGGGGGAACCAUGGUGGUGGGAGGCAUAGAUGCUGACCUGUAUGAGGGUCCCAUCCUGUACAGCAGUCUGAGGAGAGAGUGGUAUUACGAGGUGAUCAUCACUAAGGUGGAGGUAGAUGGAGAGGACCUUGGGAUGGACUGCAAAGAGUACAACUUUGACAAGACUAUAGUUGACAGUGGUACCACCAACCUGAGAGUCCCCAAGAAAGUCUUCAGGAAAGUUAAGCAAAUGCUGGAUGCAAAGACAGAUAUUGACAUCCCGGCAGAGUUCUGGACAGGUGAGGACCUGAUGUGCUGGAAGAUUGGCUCCACCCCGUGGGAACACUUCCCCCCCAUGGGGAUCUACCUCCAGGGCACCUCCAACAGCGAGGCCUUCCGGCUCAGUAUCUCCCCACAGCAGUACAUGCGCGCCGUCAGCGAUGGACUCGGGCGCACAGAGGACUGCUACAAGUUUGCCAUCACAUCAUCAGACACAGGGACUGUGAUUGGAGCUGUAGUGAUGGAGGGAUUCUACGUUGUCUUUGACAGGGAGAACAAGACAGUGGGCUUUGCCAAGUCCACCUGUGGAGUCCGCGAUACAACCCAGUCCUCAGGAGUGGCAGGACCAUUCCCCCACAGUAACACGACGGACUGUGCGUACACGGUGCCUCAGGAGGACACCACGGUGCUGAUGAUGGUGGCGUAUGUGAUGGCGGGAAUCUGCGGGAUGUGCAUGCUGCUGCUGGUGGUCAUGCUGGGGCAGUGGCAGGUGCGCAGGUGGAGGCGGAGCUGGGACGACUGCGCAGACGACACCUCACUGCUCAAGAGCAACACAUCUUACUGAUCACCUGUAUACUGUAGAUAGUCUCCAAGCAGACCCUACGGUGCCUUUAAGGUAGUAUCAAAGCUGGCCAUGGAGUAUAGCCGGCCAAAUGACUCCCUCUGUCAGCUAUACUCCUUGGCCAGCGGCACCGUAGGAUCUGCUUGGAGAUUACACUGUAGAUUCCUUUACUUUCGCGGUGGUUUUAGAUCACAGUAGGAGAGAAAAGGAGGUUUUCACUGUUAUAAAUUAUUUCUGGUUGAAACUGUUCUAUAGUAAUAUUCAUUAGAAAAACAUUUUUUUGCGGUCAUGAAUUCAUGGUUCACAACAAGAACCACAAAAGUAGAACUACUGCAAAAGUUUUAAGACUUGCGGUUAGUCAUUGGAGUCAUUUGGUGUUUUCAGAAUUUUUGUCAUGAGUUACUUGGACGUAACCAUGUCACAAUGUUGUUGUUUUUGUCACUAUUCUACUUAAGAUUCUGUAACGAAGAAUCAUCUGUGUAAAUGUUGUGCAACACUGCUAGUAGUCAAUUACAAGUAGUUGGUUAGAUGUUGCUCAAAAGACUUAAGCAAAUCCAAAGUAAGAUAUCAGCAAAUUGUCAAAUGAUACAUAACUACAUUCAAAAUUUGCUUCUUCUGUGUUUUUAUUGGUUUAUAUGAUGACAACAUUGUAUUUACAGUCCACAAGUGCUAUUUUCUCACAUGUUCUUAUGUUGAGAACAUGGUUUUAUGGUAAUAUCUUCAAACAUAUUCUACUAAGCAAUAGCCUAGUGUGAAUCGUGUCAUUUUAAUGUUAUUGACAAAAGAAUAAUCAAAAGCCAUUGCAAAUUGUUGUCUAAUUUUGAAGCAUUUGUUUUCUAUGUUUGUCAUGUAGCAAAAGUCAAGUUAUCAACAGUUUUAUAGCAAGAGAACUUUCCAUCAUUGUCUCUACAAUGAAAAUUGUAGACCAGCACUGUAUACAUUGCUAUUGUUAAAUUAUUUGUCCUUUCUGAAAACCAAGGACAUAUCUUAGUAGUCACAUGUUUAAAUAUGUUGUGGUCAUAUUUUGAGCAUUUUGUAGAAACAUUUGUUUGUAGGGUUUGCAUGAUGUAUAUAUUAUUUUCAAAGUGCAAUUGGCACAACACUUAGAAAGUCAUCAUCAUUCCAUGAAACCUGGAUUUAUGUGUAGAAUGUAAAAAAGACAGUAUAUAGAGCAUUAUAUUUUUAGACACUAGAUAUUUAGUAAUACUUGAUAGACUAUGCAAGGAUGAUUAGUGAUGAUAAGAUAAACAGACAAGAGGCAUUAAGAAAGUGUUAAAGAAAGGCUUGUACUCGACCUAUCCCAGAGUCAGGGGAAAAUAAUGUAACAUUAGUGGAAAUUUGAUGUAUUGACUGUUUCUUGAAUGAAGAUAACUGCCAACUUGUUUUCAGUCAAUUUCAGUCAAAUCAGUUACAGAAAUAUGUCAUCAUUACAUCAUAAUAUUAUCCCUCUACCUUUGUGUUGUACUGUACUAGUGUCAGCCACAGUAGUUGAAAAGAAAAUAUUUCUUGCUUUUGUAAAUGUCAAGUUGGAGUUUUAAAGACUGUUAUGUUCAUAGCGUCUAAAGAUAUGAGAAGAGCAAUUCAAAUGUUUCUUUGCACUGAUGUGAGAUAUCCAGACCACAUUGAGUAUGAAAUACACAAUUGAGAUACACAUGUAGAAGCUGAGCUGUCACAACAGUUGUCUGUUGUCAGGUGCUGUCAAAACAUAGUGAGAACAAUACCAUAGCAGGGUGAAUAGGUGCAAGAACUGAUUGUUCUCACUUCUAUUGUCUACACUUGAAUCAUGGUUUUCCCACGCCAAUGUCAGACAGAAAAUUGUCUUGCAAAAUAGCCUAAGAAAACUUUCCCAUUUCAAGUAUGGAACUGUGUCAAGAUGUAUAUUAUACAGUUUUGCAGGGGUCAAGAUUAGCAUGACAGGCUUCUUGCAAUUUUAUAGGCCUCUGGAAGGAGUAGCUGGACAACUUUGCUUACCAAAGACUUUUACUGAUAUGCAGCAUAUUUGGCAAUGAUUCUGUCUCAAAAGUGGCUGGUGUGAAAUCUUGUCAAGUGAGCUGAAAAAAUCUUUGGAGUCUUUGGAAAGUUGUCACUCUUCAAGUCUUCCAUUGUUACAGAUACAAGUUAUGAAAUGAAAAUGAUACAUUUAUGUCAGAAGUUUUCAGCAGGUUAAUUUUGACCCCUGCAUGUGUAAAACACCCCAAAUGCCUUUAGAAUAUACUUUUGUAGAUGGCACAUCUAAUUUGAUAGACAUGUGUAUAGUAUACCAAGUAACCUGACUUAAUAAGAUGUAAAAUUCAGUCUUGGACUGAGAUUGAUGUAAAGAAAAUGUUAUGAUGAAUAUGGGAUGUAAAUAUUGAACACUAAUUAUAUCCUGGUGGUCAAGAUAUACGUUCAAACUCCAUAUGUAUGUGUUCCAGUUUGAAAGGAAUUUGAUGUAUGACUUCCCUUGCAGACUCCAAAUCUAAUACCAGAAUACAAAGAAAGGUUUGCAAAAGAGCAAGAUACAUAAUUUUCAAAACAUAGAUCAUAAAUACAGUAAUUGAAGUGAUGACCAACAAGUCUUUUAUUCCUGUAUACAAGACAUGCAGAAACUGACACUAGACUAGUGUGUUUGCCCUGUAUCACCUGUUUCACCAACAAAGGCCACUAAGAGUUGUACAUUUUGCUUAGAUACUUUUUAUUUGUUUUAUUAACAAUGUUGUGUAGAGAAUUUAUUAUUUAGAGAUAUUUAACAAUGUGCAUUUCAAAGUAAGACUUAAAAAUAAAUCAACAACAAGAAAUUA